Rasamsonia emersonii CBS 393.64 is the source of this 363-nucleotide messenger RNA. RefSeq lists its product as uncharacterized. Gene Ontology annotation, biological process: spliceosomal snRNP assembly; RNA processing. Gene Ontology annotation, cellular component: U1 snRNP; catalytic step 2 spliceosome; precatalytic spliceosome. The record is from RefSeq and is a predicted model, not a curated record. Gene Ontology annotation, molecular function: RNA binding. The coding region runs from base 1 to 363 and encodes 120 amino acids. NCBI's taxonomy places the organism in Eukaryota, Fungi, Ascomycota, Eurotiomycetes, Eurotiales, Trichocomaceae. The transcript is spliced from 3 exons.
AUGAAGCUCGUCCGGUUCUUGAUGAAAUGCAUGAACGAGACGGUGACGAUUGAGCUCAAGAAUGGCACCAUCCUCCACGGCACCAUCGCCUCGGUCUCGCCGCAGAUGAACACGGCCCUGCGCACGGUCAAGAUGACGCCCAAGGGCAGGGAUCCCAUCUCCCUCGACACGAUCAACAUCCGCGGCUCCACCAUCCGAUACUUCAUCCUCCCCGACAGUCUGCCGCUGGACACGCUGCUGGUGGACGACACGCCCAAGCCGAAGAACAAGGCGAAGAAAGAGGCCGGCGCCCGGGGGCGCGGCGGUGGACGUGGUCGGGGACGUGGUGGCGGUCGUGGAAAGGGCAGGGGACGCGGUUUUUAA